Molecule: messenger RNA, 3969 nt
Organism: Musca vetustissima
Lineage: Eukaryota; Metazoa; Arthropoda; Insecta; Diptera; Muscidae
Gene: Tlk
Product: serine/threonine-protein kinase tousled-like 1
Exons: 8
Coding region: 90-3842 (1250 amino acids)
Biological process (GO): intracellular signal transduction; peptidyl-serine phosphorylation; chromosome segregation
Cellular component (GO): nucleus
Molecular function (GO): ATP binding; protein serine/threonine kinase activity
Source: RefSeq, a predicted model, not a curated record
GAAAACAACAGCAACAACAACACAACAAUCUUCAUCACCAUCAUCAACAACAACAGCAGCAACAACAAAAUCUUUAUGUUCAACAAAGAAUGUCCGCCGGCGCUCAAUUGCAGAUGGCCCCACAGACAUCGACGUCCAUAAGCCAUCAUACAACACAACAGCAACAACAUUUUGUUCAUAAUUCACAACAGCAGCAACAACAACAAUCGCAACAGGCACUUUUGUCACAGGUCCAGCAACCGCAAUUAAUACAGCAACAACAGCAAUCACAACAACAACAGCAGCAGCAACAAUUGCAGCAAUUGCAACAACAACAUAUAACACAUUAUUCCCAACAACAGCCCCAAACACUUGCCACAAAUCCUCAUACUUCACAUCUACAACAGCAGCAACAACAACAUCACCAUCUACAGACACCAACAUCGCAGCAGCAACAACAAACACAUUCACAACAACAUCUAUUGCUGCAUCAUCAGCAACAACACAGUGGUGGUGGCCACAGCAGUAAUCCUGACUCGAAUAUGAGCACUGGCUCUUCACACAGCGAAAAAGAUGUUGUUAAUUCAGACAUGCUAAGUGCACAGCAGCAACAAUCCAGCGGUAUUCUACAACAACAAAUUGGUAUUUUGCAGCAUCAGCAGACGGCAAACGUAGCAGUAUCAACAGCUGGCAACAACGGUAUGAUGAAUACUGGCGGCACUGGCGGUAUGGGUAUAUCAGCAGAUCCAAAUGCCAUGCAAACCACAAAUCACCAUCUUACUGGACGCAUGGAAAAACUAUCACGCACUCCCACUGAACGAAAACGUAAACGAAAAAUAACAGCUCUGCAUACAGACGACAGUGGUGGUGCUGGUGGAGGAGGUGGUGGCGGCGGUCCCGGCGGCGGUAACGGAGGUAAUAAUUCAAGCAACGCUAGUAAAUCAACUAAACACAACAAUUCCUCGUCAUCUUCUGGCUCACAGUUAUUAAAAAACAAUUUAUCUCUAAAUUUAGGUGCUCAACAGGAUCGUCUUCAAAUGCCCGGCUCUGGCGUGGGCGCUGGCGGCGGCAAGACACCUCGUCUCCUACCACCCGGUAGCGGAGGCUCUAUAGGCGAUAACAAAAAGAUCAAUGACUAUUUCAAUGCUAAGCUAAGUGUACAGUCCACAGGAGCCACUAAUAGUCCUAUGAGGCAUACAGCUGGCGGCGGCUCUAAGAGUCCCUCAUCGGCUGGCCCGCAACAACAGCAGUCGCAGCAGCAACCUGGGCCCCAGGCCCAACAAGUGCCAACAUCUGUAGGCGGCGGUAAUAGCGCGUAUCCCAUGUAUCCACCUAGUCCACAACAACCACAAAUUUCCGCACCUGGCGGUAUACCGCCAACACCUACGUCACAACCCCCGCCUCCAGAUUUCCAUUACAGUAGUGUAGCGGCUGCCAACUCGGUAACGGGUAAGCAGCAAAGACAGCAGCAAACUUCCAAUGCAAUGGUUCCUCCGCAGUCACCCCUAGUUGGAGUGGGCGGUAAUGUUGGUCUAAUGUCGUCCUCCCACAUGGCACACAAUCAAGCUGCGGCCGGUUCCUUGAUGGGAGGUGCAACAACGGCGGGCGCAGGUGGCGGCGCGGGCAAUGGGCCUCCUCCACCACCCCUGCCACAGCAGCAGCAACAGCAAACUCUUCAACUUCCCGCCUCUUCCGUCGUUGCCACCAACGUGCAACAGACACUGACAACCUCGCAGCAACAGCAAAUGGCCGCUGCAGCGGCCGCCCAACUCAAUUCACUGCAACAUGCCGGCAUGCUCACCAACAAUCCAGGUGGUGUACCACAAACGGUUGGCGUUAGUGGAGCGCCCCAGCCACAACCCUCGACAUCGACGGUUACCAAAGCAACUCAAACCGAUCUCUCUCAACACGACAUGCAAGAACGUGAAUCGGAGAGUGAAUCUAGCAAAUCAAAAUUGGAUGAGAUGACAAGACUGUCUGAUGAACAAAAAUGUCAAAUUAUUGCUCAUCAAAAACUAAUCGAUCAACACAAAUCCCACAUAGCCAAGUGUAUUGAUGUGGUCAAGAAGCUGCUGAAGGAGAAGUCCAGCAUCGAGAAAAAGGAGGCUCGUCAAAAGUGCAUGCAGAACAGACUGCGACUGGGCCAGUUCGUUACACAGCGUGUAGGUGCUACAUUCCAGGAAAACUGGACCGACGGCUAUGCCUUCCAGGAGUUGAAUCGACGACAAGAAGAAAUCUCGGCCGAACGUGAGGAAAUCGAUCGUCAAAAGAAGCAACUAAUGAAGAAACGGCCAGCCGAAUCUGGUCGCAAGCGUAACAACAAUAGCCAGCAGAAUUCCAAUUCCAAUGAUUCCUCCAACAUGAAUGCUGGAUGUGAUCGUCUGUCGGGCAACGAUAGCGGCAUCAGUGGCGUUUCAUCGGCUACGGGCGGUGGUGGCGGCAGUGGUCGUGGCCUAUCACGAUCCAAUUCGACACAAGCUCAAAACCAACUGUUGCACAAUGGCGGCAGUGGUACCAGCGGUACUGGCAUGGGUUCAGAUCGUUUAUCGGAUCGUGGUGGUGGCGGUGGUUCGGGACGAGGUGAUAAUUCUGGCAGUGGUUCCGAUUCAGCAACGUUCCUUAAACCUGAUCCCGUAUCAGGUGUCUAUACCGCUCAAGAAUAUUACGAAUACGAUGAGAUUCUUAAGUUACGCCAAAAUGCUCUCAAAAAGGAAGAUGCCGAUCUUCAGUUAGAAAUGGAAAAAUUGGAACGUGAACGUAAUUUGCAUAUACGUGAAUUGAAACGUAUUUUGAAUGAAGAUCAGUCCCGCUUCAAUAAUCACCCAGUAUUGAAUGAACGCUAUCUAUUGCUGAUGCUUUUGGGUAAAGGUGGUUUCUCAGAAGUCCACAAGGCAUUUGAUUUAAAGGAACAACGUUAUGUAGCAUGUAAAGUUCAUCAAUUGAAUAAGGAUUGGAAAGAAGAUAAGAAGGCCAAUUAUAUCAAACACGCUUUGAGAGAAUAUAACAUUCACAAGGCCCUCGAUCAUCCCAGAGUGGUGAAAUUAUAUGAUGUCUUUGAAAUCGAUGCAAAUUCAUUCUGUACGGUUUUAGAAUAUUGUGAUGGUCAUGAUUUAGAUUUCUAUCUAAAACAACAUAAGACGAUACCCGAACGUGAAGCACGUUCCAUUAUAAUGCAGGUUGUAUCUGCUCUAAAAUAUUUGAAUGAGAUUAAACCACCGGUUAUCCAUUAUGAUUUGAAACCGGGUAAUAUUCUAUUAACCGAGGGCAAUGUAUGCGGUGAAAUUAAAAUUACCGAUUUUGGUUUAUCCAAAGUAAUGGAUGAUGAAAAUUACAAUCCUGAUCAUGGCAUGGAUUUAACUUCACAGGGCGCAGGAACAUAUUGGUACUUGCCACCAGAAUGUUUUGUGGUGGGUAAGAAUCCCCCAAAAAUCUCAUCUAAAGUUGAUGUUUGGAGUGUGGGUGUGAUAUUCUAUCAAUGUUUGUAUGGCAAGAAACCAUUUGGCCAUAAUCAAUCACAAGCCACCAUAUUAGAGGAGAACACCAUAUUGAAAGCCACUGAAGUACAAUUCCCCACUAAACCAACAGUAUCAAAUGAAGCAAAGAGCUUUAUUCGAGGAUGUUUGGCUUAUCGUAAAGAAGAUCGCAUGGAUGUAUUUGCGCUGGCGCGGCACGAAUACAUACAACCUCCCAUUCCAAAGCAUGGCCGUGGUCAAUCGCUGACACAGCAACAGCAGCAACAACAACAACAGCAGCAGCAACAACAGCAGCAACAGCAAUCAUCAGGUAAUCAAGCCAAUUCUGCCGGACAGACAUCAUUUUCAGCGGGCAUGUUUGGCAAUUUGAAUCAAUCGAGUUCGUCCUAGCUGCACACUAAACGUAAUUCCAAUUCAUAAUUGUUAAAGUUAAUACAAAGUAAUAGUAGUAAUAUCAAUCACAACAACAACAACCACAACAACAAUAAUAAUAAUAUUGGCCACAAUCAUCAUCACC